Messenger RNA from Saccoglossus kowalevskii, 912 nucleotides. RefSeq lists its product as uncharacterized. NCBI's taxonomy places the organism in Eukaryota, Metazoa, Hemichordata, Enteropneusta, Harrimaniidae. Gene Ontology annotation, cellular component: membrane. Gene Ontology annotation, molecular function: protein binding. The record is from RefSeq and is a predicted model, not a curated record.
AUGGUGUCGUAUAAGGUGACGGUCGUGACCAAAACCAGCGUUCAUAGCGCCUACGAAUCGUCAAUUUAUAUGCAGUUAAUUGGGGAAAGGGAUUUGAGUGACGUCACAAUUCUUAAGCCUGACGAUGGUGUCCCAGUCGACCCCGAUAACUACAUACUGUUUCAGACUGGACGAACAGAUGUGUUCGACAUCGAAACCAAGUCUAUAGACGACAUCAAAGAAGUCAAAAUUGGAUUCAACGAGAAUGGAUUUGUAGAAGGUUGGUCGCCACAUUAUAUCGAAAUAGAAAAUACUUCCACGUCUAAGAAAUCAUAUUUCCCCCAUGACGGAGAUUUCAACAAAUGGAAAAACGGGACAUUGACAUUAGCCGCGACAGACGCCGUCCCACCAGCAGCUCAGGGUACACUGAACUUUAUCAUGGGACCAAUUAUUGGUUGUCGUGCAUUGUCCGUGGAAGAUCAGUAUCAAAUAUGUGUGUUGCUCGUGACGUCAAAAGACCAGAAUGCAUUGCCGCCCGUGACGUUCGAUUACGCCACCAAUGAUGCAAGUAAUUCAGUCAAUGGACAAAGUGAUGACGUCAUCACCAUUGCCGAGUCAAAAAACAAGAAACUUUGGCGAUAUGAUUGGAGCGUACCGUGGCAUACUACAAAGGACGGGAAAUGUACAUACACCAUACCGGAUGGACGUAGUUUCACAUUUUACAUUCCAUCCCAGAAGUCAAAUCCAAGAUUCACUUUUGGUUCAUGUGCCGCGUUGUCAUCUGCGCACAGAAUUCAAGACAAUCCCAAUAGGAAUGUCAUGUGGCAACACAUGCGCAAAGAACACGAGACAGAGCCUUUUCAUUUGAUGGUGAUGGGUGGUGACCAGAUCUAUGCCGAUGGCGUACUUGCUGAGGUAAACGAUUGGGUGUAA